UUCUAUCAGACUCUGGCCCUCUCAACUAUUCAAGAGAACGGAACGAAUGGCACGUGGAUCAACCAGGUUAAUGAAAUUUUCCCGGAUGUUGAAUGUUGUUUAAAUUGUAUUCGUAAUGGAUAGAACGAAGCAAGAAACGCAUCGGCCAGGUGCGCUUAAACAAACUAAUAAACAACACAAGACCGGCAGGCAUCGUAGCAAAAGUGCUAUUAAUAAUGAGCAGAAAGGUAAACAAAAUAUUACCAAGGUAUGGAAACAUCUGAGAAAGAAUUUAGGGAAGGAUGCACGUAGACACCAGUUGUCGCAAAUAAGAAGAAAAAGACGCGAGGAAAUAUUAAUUCAGAAAAGAAAUCUUAGUGGAUUUAAUUCUGUACCUCAUCUUAUCUCGAUCAUACCAUUGCGAAGUGAUACAGAUGUCCAAGAUAUAAUAUCCAUUAUAAAAAGUAUAGAUGAAACUGCUAAUAUUGCUACUAGUCCAAGUGGAGUCAUACAUAUAGGCAUACCAAGGUUCAAGCAGCGAUUUUCCAUUAUUGUACCACUGGUGAGUAAUGUUCUUGCUACUUUGGAUUCAGCCAAAGUGGCUAAUACAAUACUCUUUGUAAACUCUGUCAAGAGUGAGAUAGACCAUACAAAGAAGGAAGUUAUAGACGAUUGGGGCAAGGAAAUUAUUGUAUCUUGCCUUGCUCAAGGCUUACCUGCUACUAUUGUUGCAGUACAUAAUAUUCAAAAACUUCACGUUAAAAAACGUCAAGAAUACAAACAAUCUGUGCAAAGUACGGUCUCGAAAUGGAUUCCCGAAGAAAAGAUAUUUGAGCUUAAUACCGCGGCUGAUUGCUUAAACAUAUUACGUCGAGCUGCAUCGCAGAAACAAAGAAGUGUAGUUUACAGAGAUAAAAGACCACACCUUCUAGCUGAGAAAUUCUCCUUUAAAAAUAAUGGAGGCUCUUCUGAUUUCGGGACUCUCUCGAUUACUGGACACUUACGGGGUUCAUACCUUUCGGUUAAUAAUUUGAUUCAUAUACCGGGUUUUGGAGAUUUUCAGAUGUCGCAUAUCGAAGCAUCAGACGAUCCGUAUCCAAUUGAACGCAAAAACCGUUCUGAAGCCGAGAUGGAUGAUGAAACAUCUACACGUAUUCUACAAAUUGCAGAUAUUGAAGACCAGGAAUCUCUUGAAAGUGAAAAUAUUCCUGAUUCAAUGGACGCUGAACAGACGUGGCCUACGGAAGAAGAAUUGGUUGAAGCAGCAGCUAAAAUGAAGAAAAAGAUUGUAAAAAUUGUGCCAAAGGGCACUUCCGAAUACCAAGCUGCCUGGAUACCGGAUGAGGAUGCAGAUAUUCUCAGCACUGAUUCCGAAGACUAUAUGUCUAUGGAAGAGGUAAGGUCUGUAGACAGCGAUAAAAAUCUAGAAGAUGAUGAAGAAUACGAAACUAUUACGAUAUCGGAAGCACCUUUGGAUGAGGAACAUUACGAUCAAGAUAUUGAUAUGCUCGAAGAGAAGCAAGCUAUGGAAAAGUUGAAAGAAGCAAAGCUGGAUGCGCAAUUUCCCGAUGAAGUGGACACACCUCAAGAUAUAUUAGCUAAAACGAGAUUUCAGAAGUAUCGUGGUCUCGAGUCAUUUCGUACUAGUCCGUGGGAUCCGAAGGAAAAUCUCCCCGUAGAUUACGCUCGGAUAUUUCAAUUUAAAAAUUUUGAUCGCACACGGAAACGUAUUUACAAAGAACGCGAGGAUGAAGGAGGAAUUCAGCCGGGCUCGUAUCUAACAAUUCAUAUUCUUCGCGUUAGUAGUGAAACUUUUAAGGCAUUUGCCAUGACGGAGAAUCAACCAUUGGUGGUGUUCGGUUUAUUACCGUAUGAAAAGAAAAUGUCUCUUCUGAAUAUAGUGUUGAAACAUUCAAAUAAUGACGUGCAAUCGAUCAAGUCGAAGGAUAGAUUAGUUUUUCAGUGCGGAUUUAGGAGAUUUGCGGCGUGUCCAAUAUUUAGCCAACAUACGAACGGCACUAAGCAUAAAUAUGAGAGAUACUUCCAUCCUGAUAGUACCAUUGUAGCGAGUAUGUACGCACCAAUUAUAUUUCCACCAUGUCCAACUCUUUGUUAUAUUGAAGAUAAAAACGGCAAGCUCGAGUUAAUUGCAACUGGAAGUGUGCUGUCCUGUAAUCCCGACAGAAUUGUCGUGAAACGAGCUGUUCUAAGUGGUCAUCCGUAUAAGGUGAACAAGAAAUCAGCAGUUGUGCGUUUCAUGUUCUUUUAUCGCGAGGAUAUCGAAUGGUUCAAGCCUGUCGAAUUGAGGACGAAAUAUGGACGUAGGGGACAUAUAAAGGAAUCUCUUGGUACACACGGCCAUAUGAAGUGUGUGUUUAAUGGACAACUAAAAUCGCAAGAUACAAUUCUGAUGAAUCUGUAUAAGCGAGUAUUUCCAAAGUGGACUUAUGAACCAUUGUUUUUAACACAACCAUCGUGUCAGCCGGAAAUCAUGCAUGUGGAAUAAUUGUUAUUAUGAUUAAAAUACAAUAUUAAGAUUGGACGGCCUUCAUUUCUUGGAACAGGAGGAGUAAUUCCAUAUAUCACAUAAUAUAUCGGAAGAUAGUCCGGAAAUACUUGGUGAAAAAAUGUCACAAAGGAGGGGGGAGGUAAAAAGAUUCAAAUUUCGCAUGAUAUAAUUGUUAAAUGGUAGCCCCUUUUCAAGCAUGGCAUUCCUUUCAAAAUCAUGGAUAAAGGCGGGGAAUACGUGUUUCGCGUCAUGAAAGAAUUGGUAUUUGCAGUAUUUCUGGACGUCACUUUAUUGUACAUACAUAACCAAAAGACCUUUGUACAAAACACUUUUGUGUAUCUCCGUUACUUUUCGAUUUACCAUCGAGAACGUGAACAGCGCGAAGUAAUGUCUCACCCUCUAGUCCGAAAUCGGAUAGAUUGAAAGAAAUGCUUAUCUCUCUUAUCCUUACGAUAUUAUCCUACACAAGACAAACCAACUUUCGUUUAAAAUCAAAGAGAAAUUCCACACGGGGGGGGGGGGGGUUUCUCUUUCCCUUUUUUACAAGUAUAUGAAGUAUGUCGCCACUUAGGAUAGCAGGAGAACGCACUAAGUCGCGCCCAAUCUCGCCGAUUCGGUCGAAAACCGGAUACAAAACGCAUGACGCAUAAAAUAAUGAUUAAUAGUGUAUCGAUUACUUGUUGCUUCCACAAUUUCAACGAUGCCAUCCUUCGGCAUCGCGAAAAUUAUUAUUAACCCUAUCAUGCAUCGUGUUUAUUGCGGUAAAUAUCUACUUUUGGUCUCUCUUAUAGCCCUACAAUAAAUGUCUCAAGCUCACAUCAGUGAACGUCAUAUAUCUUCUAUAAUUCUGUGUUAAUUAUAAAAGAUUUAAUCAUAAUUUUAUUGUAUAAUCGUAAGAUGGCUUACUAAGUAAGAUCUCGUUUAUGUUUCUGGUCGUAACUUAACGUAAGAUCAGGAUGUUCCUUCCUUUUUGUUUUUUGCAUUAAAAUUCGCGCAUGAAAGGGUUCAUAAUACGAUUCUGCGCUUUCGUCAGUGAAUCGCGACCGAUCAAGCUCGGAGGCGCGCGCGUGAAAGAAAGCUGCGUGUCGCUUAAACUAAAUCGUGGGUGAAAUUGCGCGUGUGUGGGUGAGUGUAUCUGUCUGGUGCUUAUAUACUUACCUAAAAGUUCUAUUAUCGCGAUCGAGCAGGGGAGGGGAGACAGGAUCAAUCGCUCACUUUGCGAAGAAUUUGUGCAAAACACACCCGUCUCGUUCUUGGACGACUGAUCGGAAAAUUAUGUACACGUCAUUGUACUCGCCAUUAUGUGAGAAGAAACGAGUGAGUGAACGGGAGAAAAAAGUCGCGUAAAAUAAAAACAGUGUGCGAGGGANGAGAGAGAGAGAGAGAGAGAGAGAGAGAGAGAGAGCAUGAUAAUGAUCGCUUAUAGUGCUACACAUAUACCACGGCCGAUAUAUGUCAACGAAUAUAUAUACAUCGUACAGUUAGUUUAUUUGAUUACUUUUAGUAAACCAGCAUCCGAAGCGCUUACAUCUAAUAAGAACUAAUGUUAAGACACUUAAUCGUUACACGAGCUCGAAAACCGCUUCCACUGUCGUACGUUACAACGUAAACAUCUCCGAAUUUCGUUCUUUUUCUCACGUGUGCAAAAUCGCAUCAUCGCGAACGCGCGCAGCGUUUCAACAACGUUGAGUUUUUCUUCCGCCGUGUUCUUAACUGAAUCCUGUGGAAUCCGUCGGAAUUACGCAAGCUUCGACAAACGAAAGUUGCGUCCCCGCGGAAACGAGGGAGAUCAGGCAAGGAUUCUUGUGAAAAAGCGAAUCGAUGUCGAAUCGCGAAGAGAAGAAAGACAGAACACGAUCCUCGCGCAACGCUCCGACGUUCGAACCGCGUUUCAUCCGGUUAUUUGAAAGAGAAAUUAAAGAAAGAAAUGAAAGGAGAGAUCAGGAUAUCUGUUAUGGAGAUGCUCGGAAAGAUUUCCGACCGUUCAGUUAUUCUGUAUAUUUCUAUUGCGUUUUCUAGGGAAAUAACCGAACGAUUCGGAAAUAUUUCCGAACAGUUCCGUAUAAGUGGUCAGGACGAGGAAUGCGAAAGCGGCGUAAGCGAACGAUAAGCCCAUCUCUCAUGCGCAAGAGCAUGCCUUAUAACGCUGACAAUUACACGACAAUUGCAUUUACUGAUUGCACGUGGUUGACGCGCGUCUUGUGAACGAACGCAACACUGUAUAGGCGAACGAAAUGAAAAGGAACGAAAUCGAAUAGUAAGCAAACAAUGGUUCUCUCUGUGUGUAUGUGUGUCGCGCGCGUCAUAUAGAAUUCUUCAUUAAAUUGAUGCCUCGUAUAUUUUAAAUCAUCGCGAGAGAA
Messenger RNA from Dinoponera quadriceps, 4848 nucleotides. RefSeq names its product pre-rRNA-processing protein TSR1 homolog (gene Tsr1). The record is from RefSeq and is a predicted model, not a curated record. Lineage: Eukaryota; Metazoa; Arthropoda; Insecta; Hymenoptera; Formicidae. Bases 116 to 2485 code for a protein of 789 amino acids. Gene Ontology annotation, molecular function: GTP binding; U3 snoRNA binding; GTPase activity. Gene Ontology annotation, cellular component: nucleus; preribosome, small subunit precursor. The transcript has 12 exons. Gene Ontology annotation, biological process: endonucleolytic cleavage of tricistronic rRNA transcript (SSU-rRNA, 5.8S rRNA, LSU-rRNA); maturation of SSU-rRNA from tricistronic rRNA transcript (SSU-rRNA, 5.8S rRNA, LSU-rRNA); ribosome biogenesis.